AUGGUGCGGCUGCGUUCCUCGAUGAAAGUUCUUGAUUCUCUUCGGAACGAGCACAAGGCUGCACUGGAGGAAUUGCUUCAAGGGGGUGAAAGUAACGGCCAGCCAAAACCCCCCAAAGUCGAGUCAUUAGAAUCCUUUAUAGAUAAGAUUGAACGAGCAAUCGGUGAUGGAGAUGAGCUCCUCGCUGUUUCCGACUAUCUUCAAAUUUCUGAAGCUGAGAAGCAGAGACUAAAAGCUCAGAGUAGACGUCUUCUACACGAGAAUCGAUGGUUACGGGAAGAGCUCGCCAAUCUGCAAGUCCAAUAUCGCCAAAGUCAGGUGAAGGUAGUUGCACUAGAAGAAGAAAUCACUAAUCUCAAAUUUGCUAAUGAAAUGGCGAAAUGCGAUGCACCUGACCAGAGCGGUCUUCCCGGCGGUGAUGGCAGUGGCAAAGAUACUAAGUCUGGCGAUGGCCAGGAUAAGGAUGAGAGUGACCAGGAUGUUAUGUCGUCCAGUCAGACAACGAUGCUAUCGCAGAUUGUUAACAGCUACGAGAUUCCUGCUAGACUACGUACAUUGCACAACUUGGUUAUUCAGUACGCCAGUGAAGGCCGUUAUGAAGUCGCAGUUCCCCUCUGUAAACAGGCUCUAGAAGAUUUGGAGAACACUAGUGGUCGUGACCAUCCAGAUGUGGCCACUAUGCUUAACAUCCUUGCACUAGUUUACAGGGAUCAGAACAAAUAUAAGGAAGCAGCACACCUUCUCAACGAGGCCCUGGUUAUCCGCGAAAAGCAUCUGGGUCCGGAUCACCCUGCCGUUGCCGCUACGCUGAACAACCUUGCUGUCCUUUAUGGAAAACGGGGAAAAUAUACGGAGGCGGAACCUCUCUGUAAACGAGCUCUGGAAAUAAGGGAAAAGGUCCUGGGGUCGGAUCAUCCUGAUGUCGCCAAACAACUAAAUAAUUUGGCUCUUCUGUGUCAAAACCAAGGAAAGUAUGCGGAGGUUCACGAUUACUUGCUUCGAGCUCAGCGUAUAUAUGAGGAAAACGAUGUACCACAAAGGGUCUUCAAGACUCUCACUACUAUGGUGAGACAUUGUCUCACUUGUACUCUUCAUUCUUUUUUCCGCAUGACUGGUGUUGUAACCGAAUUCUCUGCUGAAUUGCCUGUCUGCCUGCCUUCUCGUCUGAUCGGCAUUUGUGAUCAGGUGGAACGUUACUACCAACGCGCCCUCAAUAUUUACACUUUCUGCUUCGGUCCUAAUGAUCCCAAUGUCAUCAAAACGAAAACCAACUUGGCCUCGGCCUAUCUGAAGCAGGCCAAAUACGCGGAGGCUGAAGCCCUUUACAAGGACAUUCUUACUCGGGCUCAUGAAAUGGGAUUCGGCAAAAUCACAGAUGAGAAUAAGCCCAUUUGGAUGCUGGCGGAGGACAGGCAGAACGGGAAGUGGGACCCUGCUAUCGCUAGCCAAGCCAUGACUCAACGCACCACCCUAAUGGAGAAUCCCACGGUGGCCACUAGUCUACGAAAUUUGGGUGCGUUGUAUCGCCGCUCGGGCAAAUUCGAAGCCGCCGAAGUCAUAGAGGAGUGCGCUGGUCGCCCCGGCAAGGCGGUUGAGGUUACUGUCCUCUUUUAUUUGUAG
Hydatigera taeniaeformis is the source of this 1620-nucleotide messenger RNA. The record is from the annotation of a GenBank genome assembly. Lineage: Eukaryota; Metazoa; Platyhelminthes; Cestoda; Cyclophyllidea; Taeniidae.